Ciona intestinalis (vase tunicate) is the source of this 2368-nucleotide messenger RNA. The record is from RefSeq and is a predicted model, not a curated record. NCBI's taxonomy places the organism in Eukaryota, Metazoa, Chordata, Ascidiacea, Phlebobranchia, Cionidae.
UGUGAAACAAUUCGAGUUGAAGCUGAUGGUGGUGAUAAAGAUAAAGGAUUGGAAUGUUAUGGAGUUGAGUUUUCUGAAAAUUGCACUUCAUAUCACGGACCUCACUCUAUUGAUUGUCUCAUCACAAUUUGGAAGGAAGUGGAUUGCAAACUGAAAGGUUAUAGAUUUCCCAACAACCUCACCACCGCGGAUAGUGAUUCUUUAAAAACCUCAAAUUUGACAGCAAUAAAAGUAAAUAUGGAAGCUGUUAAAUCAGCAGCAGAAAAUGGAGAUGAUGGUCAUCAAUUAAAUUGUUAUGGUUUAGCGUUUCCUAAAAAUUGUGACUAUUACGGACCACACAGUGUGGAAUGUCUUACCACUAUCUGGGAAUCAAAAGGUUGUUUGAGUGAAGGAACAAAAGCUCCAGUUAAAUUGAAUGCCGCUGAAAAAGAGGAUUUGCAUUUUCUAAACUUGGAUCAAGUUUUGGAUAAUUUUGGAGCCGUUCGAAUGAAAGCCGAUGGUGGUAACAAAGAUAAGGGAUUGGAAUGUUAUGGAGUUGAGUUUUCUGAUAAUUGCACUUCAUAUCACGGACCUCAUUCUAUUGAUUGUCUCAUCACAAUCUGGGAAGAAGUGGAUUGCAAGGUCAAAGGUUACAGAUAUCCCAACAAUCUCACGACUGCUGAUGCAGAUGAUUUGAAAUUUUUAAAUUUACGAGCUAUAACAGAAAACAUGGAAGGUGUGAAAUCAGCAGCUAAUGACGGGAAUCAUGAUCAUCAAUUAAAUUGCUAUGGAUUUGUAUUUCCUGAAGACUGUGACACAUAUUACGGACCACACGGUGUGGAAUGCCUUACCACUAUCUGGGAAUCACACGGUUGUUUAAAUGAAGGAACAAAAGCUCCAGUUAAUCUUAAUGCUGGUGAUAUCGAUGCUUUGGAUUUACUAAACCUAGAUGAGAUUUUUAUUUAUUUUAAAAAUACUCGAGUUGGAGCUGAUGGUGGUGAUAAAGAAAAGGGAUUGGAAUGUUAUGGAAUUGAUUUUUCUGAAAAUUGUUCUUCAUAUUACGGACCUCAUUCUAGUGAUUGUCUCAUCACAAUUUGGGAAGAAGUGAAUUGCAAGGUCAAAGGUUAUAGAUAUCCUGGUAACCUCACAAGUGCAGAUGAUACCCUGCAAACAUUAAACUUAAGAGCUGUAAGAAGAAACAUGGAAGGUGUGAAAUCAGCAGCAGAUGAUGGAAAUGAUGAUCAUCAGUUGAACUGUUAUGGAAUAGUAUUUCCCGAUGAUUGUGACACAUACUAUGGUCCACACAGUGUGGAAUGUCUUACCACCAUCUGGGAAUGGAAAGGUUGUUUAAGUGAAGGAACCAGAGCCCCAGUUAAAUUAAACUUAGAAGAGAAGAAUUUUCUUGAUUUGUUAAAUUUGAAUGAGGUAAUGGACAAUUUUGAGACCAUUCAAAUGGAAGCUGGUGGUGGUGAUAAAGAUAAAGGAUUGGAAUGUUAUGGAAUUGUUUAUCCCGAGAACUGUGAUUCAUAUCAAGGACCUCAUUCUAGUGAUUGUCUCAUCACAAUUUGGGAAGAAGUGAAUUGCAAGGUCAAAGGUUAUAGAUAUCCUGGUAACCUCACAAGUGCAGAUGAUACCCUGCAAACAUUAAACUUAAGAGCUGUAAGAAGAAACAUGGAAGGUGUGAAAUCAGCAGCAGAUGAUGGAAAUGAUGAUCAUCAGUUGAACUGUUAUGGAAUAGUAUUUCCCGAUGAUUGUGACACAUACUAUGGUCCACACAGUGUGGAAUGUCUUACCACUAUCUGGGAAUGGAAAGGUUGUUUAAGUGAAGGAGCAAAUGCUCCAGUUAAAUUAAACUUAGAAGAGAAAGAUUUUCUUGAUUUGUUAAAUUUGAAUGAGGUUUUGGACAAUUUUGAAACGGUUCAAAUGGAAGCUGAUGGUGGUGACAAAGAUAAAGGAUUGGAAUGUUAUGGAAUUGUUUAUCCUGACAAUUGCACAUCAUAUCAUGGAUCUCAUUCUCUUGAUUGUCUUAUCACAAUCUGGGAAGAAGUGGGUUGCAAGGUCGAAGGUUAUAGAUAUCCUGGCAACCUCACAAUUGUAGAUGCUGCAAUACAAACAUUAAACUUGCGAGCAUUAAGAGCACACAUGGAAAGUGUAAAAUCAGCAGCAGAUGGUGGAAAUGAUGAUCAUCAGUUAAAUUGUUAUGGCUUGGUGUUUCCCGAUGAUUGUGACACAUACUAUGGACCGCAUAGUUUAGAAUGCCUUACAAAUCUAUGGCUUAUAAAUGGUUGUUUAAGUGAAGGAACUGAGGCUCCAUUUAAAAUUGAUCUGAAAGAAAAGGACUAUCUUGAUUUAUUAUCUCUUCAGUAAGUUUGAUUAUUAACUUUUUCGA